Molecule: messenger RNA, 1984 nt
Organism: Euleptes europaea (tarantolino)
Lineage: Eukaryota; Metazoa; Chordata; Lepidosauria; Squamata; Sphaerodactylidae
Product: beta-galactosidase-1-like protein 2
Exons: 19
Coding region: 1-1974 (657 amino acids)
Biological process (GO): carbohydrate metabolic process
Cellular component (GO): vacuole
Molecular function (GO): beta-galactosidase activity
Source: RefSeq, a predicted model, not a curated record
AUGGUGCGGGCGGCCGGAGUCCCUGGUAACGGAGCCGGGGCUGGGCCGGACGGCUUCCCGGCCAUGUGGGGCUGCGGGGGUCGCCGGCGGAGGCGGCUCGUGGGGGGCGUCUUCCUGCUGCUGCUGGGGGCCGUGGUGGUGCGCAGGUUUAACUGGAGCGACCUGGUCCCCAUGCGGAUGUGGGGCCGGGUGCUGGGUUUGCAGGCCGAAGAGUCGCAGUUCCUGCUGGAAGGCCUGCCCUUCCGCAUCUUUGGAGGGUCGGUGCAUUAUUUCCGGGUCCCCCGAGUAUACUGGAGAGACCGCCUGCUUAAGAUGAAGGCCUGCGGCUUGAACACGCUCACCACGUACGUUCCAUGGAAUCUUCAUGAGGCAGCCAGAGGGAAGUUUGACUUCAGCGGAAACCUGGAUCUGCGGGCUUUCAUUAAGACGGCUGCGGAAGUCGGGCUGUGGGUGAUUCUGCGUCCGGGACCUUACAUCUGCUCUGAGUGGGAUCUCGGUGGUCUGCCCAGCUGGCUGCUCCAAGACCCCAACAUGCAACUGAGGACGACCUACAAGGGUUUCACGGAGGCCAUGGAUGCGUACUUUGAUCACCUGAUGCGCAGAGUGGUUCCUCUGCAGUACAAGAAAGGGGGGCCGAUAAUAGCUGUGCAAGUGGAGAACGAAUACGGCUCCUACGCCCAAGACCCAAACUACAUGCUGUACAUCAAAAUGGCCCUGAUAAGCCGGGGGAUUGUGGAGAUGCUGAUGACCUCAGACAAUAAAGACGGGCUGUCCUCAGGCUUUGUGGAAGGAGCUCUUUCCACUGUGAACUUUCAGAAGCUGGAACCGGGUAUCUUGGUCUAUCUCAAUACAGUACAGCAGAGAAAGCCGAUGAUGGUGAUGGAAUAUUGGACUGGAUGGUUUGAUACUUGGGGCGGCCCUCAUAACAUCUUUGACGCCGACGAGAUGGUGAACACAGUCGAGCAAAUCCUCAAGUCGGGAGCCUCGAUCAACCUCUACAUGUUCCACGGGGGGACAAACUUUGGCUUCAUGAACGGCGCUCUGCAUUUCGAAGAAUACAAGGCAGACGUCACCAGCUACGACUACGAUGCCGUGCUGACCGAGGCCGGAGACUACACCUCCAAGUACUUCAAACUCCGCCAGCUUUUCUCUAAGAUCUUAGGAGAACCUUUGCCUCUCCCCCCUAUGAUUUCAACCAAGGCGUCGUACGGGGCAAUCCUGAUGCAGCAGUACGUCUCUCUGUGGGAAGUGCUGCCAUCUCUGGUAGAGCCCAUAAAGCUGGAGCACCCUGUCACCAUGGAGAACCUUCAGGUUAACAACGGCAAUGGGCAGUCCUAUGGGUAUAUCCUCUAUGAGACCCUUGUACCAGGCGGAGGACGGCUGUAUUCCAAGAACCACGUCCGGGAUAGAGCGCAGGUGUUUGUUAAUACGCUGUAUAUUGGCUACCUUGAUUACACCACACAAGACCUGCCAAUUCCUGAUGGACAGGGAUACCGGCUGCUCCGACUCCUCGUGGAGAACUGUGGGCGAGUCAAUUACGGACCCGUACUGAACAGCCAGCGCAAAGGCUUAAUUGGUGACAUCUUUCUCAACCAAACCUCCUUGAGGAAUUUCAAGAUUUACAGCCUGGAGAUGAAACCUGGCUUCAUGGAAAGCCUUCGAGGGUCUGCCUCUUGGGGCCCAGUCCCUGACAGCGUGGAGGGCCCGGCUUUCUUCCGAGGAACCCUACAAGUGCAAUAUAUGCCUCAAGACACUUUCUUGAAGCUCGAGGGUUGGGUAAAGGGAGUUGUGUUCGUCAACGGGCAGAACCUCGGUCGCUACUGGAAAGUCGGCCCUCAAGAAACACUCUACCUUCCAAAGACGUGGUUGCAUCAAGGAGACAAUGAGAUUGUGAUUUUUGAAGAACAUGUUGCAGGUCGGAUAAUCCAGUCCGUGGACUUGCCUUUCUUAGGAAGGACCCAGUACGUGGACUGAGCGGGGCCUU